Molecule: messenger RNA, 1989 nt
Organism: Aphis gossypii (cotton aphid)
Lineage: Eukaryota; Metazoa; Arthropoda; Insecta; Hemiptera; Aphididae
Product: KRAB-A domain-containing protein 2-like
Exons: 3
Coding region: 1-1137 (378 amino acids)
Source: RefSeq, a predicted model, not a curated record
AUGAAGUCAAAUUUUUAUAACGAACUACAUAAAAACCGUAAAAAGUUGGCUAAUAAUACUAGUUUUUUGUCUGAUGAAAAAUAUAAUGAAUUAAUAGAAAUUAUUUCAGAACUUAAAGCUGGACGUAAGAAAAAAGAGCCUAAAGACUUCCGUUUAAUCAAAAGAUAUAAUGUGCUGGUUGUACAAGGAAAAACGAAACUUAUAUUCCCUGUAAAAGACGACAAUGUUGUUUUGUAUUAUGUGCCAACCAGUGAGCUAUUUGAUAUACUGCAAGCCACACAUGUAUCAAUAGGACAUGGUGGGCGUGAUCGAAUGAUCAAAGAACUUGGUAAUAAAUAUAAAAAUAUAACACGUAAUGAUAUAGAGACAUUUUUGCAUUUUUGUGAACCAUGUCAACAAAAACAAAAAGGUUCAAAAAAAGGAGUGGUAGUUAAACCAAUAAUAUCUUCAGACUUUAAUUCCCGAUGCCAAGUUGAUUUAAUAGACUUCCAGUCUCAUCCUGAUGGAAAAUUUAAAUUUAUUAUGGUGUACCAGGAUCACCUCACUAAAUUUGUUGUUCUUAAGCCCCUCGAAUUUAAACGCGCUGAAGAGGUAGCCUAUAAUAUUAUAGAUAUUUUUACGUUGCUUGGAGCUACAACUAUCAAAUUAAAUAACGAAAACGCCAAUGUCAUGCGAACUAGAGCUAAGGAAAAUCUUGAAAAUCAAGCAAAAAAAAUGAUGGCGUGGUCGAAUAAGAAGCUAUUACCGGUGGCAAUUCAUUCAACUGUACGUGUUCCAGUUCCUGAGGUAGAUAAAGGACGUUUAGAUGCACGAAGUAUACUGGCAAUUGUUUUAGAGGUGACAAGUGAUGGUUUUUAUCGAUUAGGAACACGGGAUGGAGUUCUGAAGCAAUUAUAUGCUAGAAGUCAGUUUACAGCAUGUCAGAAAAAGCUACUACAAAUUGACGAAGCUCCAAUAGACACAGAAGUGGCAUUACGAACAGUCGCAAAGGAACAGUCUACAGGAACUGGCCAAGGAUUUUUAAAAUGUGUUUGUAAGACCAAGUGCCAAAAUAAAAAGUGCAUUUGUCUUAAAAAUAAUGUUUUGUGCACUUCAAAAUGUCAUUUUCUACAUCAUGUUGUAAUAAGUAGCUAUUAGUUUAAGUAAAAUGUAUAAAUAAUAUUACUUAAUAAAAUAAUAUAAUACAAUAAUAAUAAUAACUAUGUAUAAAAAUAUAAUAAUAGAUAAAAAUUAAAAUAAUGUUUUAACAGAAUAUGAAAAAUUGUUUGUUACUUUGCCUAAAAAGAAAUUGGCGUUUUACAUAAUGCCUAGGUAUUUUAUAAAAUACCUAGGUUAUAUGUAAAAUAAUAUUAAAUAUUAUAUGUUUUAUUUAUAUUGCCUAAAAUGGGUCGGCAAUAUGCAUAAUGCCUAGGUAGUUUGCAAAAUACCUAAAUUUUCUAUAUUGCCGGUGACAUAUAUAAAUAUAAUAUACAAUAACUCAUUAGCAUACAUAAUAUUAUAAAUUGUAGUAUUAUGCAAUAUACUAAUUAAUUACUAUUCUUAAUCUUAAGAUUUAUUUUAAAGAGAACCGAAGGGGGAUAUUUUGGAACCGGACAAGAACCGGAACCGAUAAUUUUUGAAGACCCGGCACAUCCCGAAUUUUUUACUAGAUACCUAUUACUACUACAAUAAUUAUACUAUAAUAUUAUGAUAUAAUUUUUAAUUAAUUUGCCCUAGACCGCAUACUAUUCUCGUAAAUUCAUGGGUAGACCGCAUACUAUACGACAGCCCAUAAAUGUAUUGUGUGUCUAUACUAAUAUACAGUGCUCGAGUCUUAUAGCACUAAAAAAUCAUGAAAUAUGCGCUAUUAUAUGCACCGAAAAAAUGUAAAAUAUGUGCUAUAAUAUGCACUACAAAUAUGAAAAUAUGCUUAAAAAAUUAUUUAUUUAAAAUUUUUAUUUAGACAUUUAUGAAUUUAUAAUUAUUAAAAUUUAAAGAAAAUUUUUUAUA